AUGAUAGAUGUCGGUGCAGUUUCAGCGUGGCCUUCUCCGGCAUUACCCUAUUUAACAAGAGAUAAAUCAGAAUUUCCUGUCUCAAUCGAAGAAGGUUCCUGGCUUCCAUCUAUUAUCAACAUCUCUGCCUUGUUUGGAAAUAUACCUGCUCCUAUAAUUAUGAAUCGAAUAGGAAGAAAGUAUACACUUCUAGUAUUAGGUGUCCUGCAACUGAUAUCUUGGAUUCUAGUAAAUCUUUCUCAUAAUUAUACUAUCCUUUUAGCAGCAAGGCUUCUUGCUGGAGUAUCAAUAGGAGGGACAUUCUGUAUGCUUCCAAUCUACAUUGGAGAAAUUUCUGCAAAAAAUAUCAGAGGUUUUUUUCUUUCUUUAGACAAAAUUUUCAUGAAUGGCGGUGCUUUCGUCAUCAACACACUUGGAGCAUUUCUACCCUACGAAACUAUGAACUUGAUUAUGAUAGCUGUACCAAUAGCUGCAAUAUGUAUGUUUCCAUUAAUGUCAGAGACGCCAUACUUUUACUUGAUGAAGGAUCGAGAUGAGGAAGCCAUCAAUACACUUAUGAUAUUGUCAGCAGUAAAAAAUCCGGAAAUGGUGAUGGAAGAUAUUACAAGAAUGAAGGAGGCCAAGCAGCAAUUCAAUCCUAUACGCAAGAAAUUUUCAGCUACAGUGGUUCAUCUAUCUCACCAGGACAUGCAGCAAUGA
Belonocnema kinseyi is the source of this 699-nucleotide messenger RNA. RefSeq names its product facilitated trehalose transporter Tret1-like. The coding region runs from base 1 to 699 and encodes 232 amino acids. Gene Ontology annotation, cellular component: membrane. Gene Ontology annotation, biological process: transmembrane transport. NCBI's taxonomy places the organism in Eukaryota, Metazoa, Arthropoda, Insecta, Hymenoptera, Cynipidae. The record is from RefSeq and is a predicted model, not a curated record. The transcript has 2 exons. Gene Ontology annotation, molecular function: transmembrane transporter activity.